AUGGCCAAAUCGCUGCGUUCGAGCUCCAAGCUCAAGGCUCGCAACCAGAAGCGCACCAACCCCAAGAGCGACUAUGCCGUGGCAGAAGCCGCCCGCGUAGCUGCACUCUCGGCCCGUCUCACAGCAAACGUCAAGCCAACAGACGACCAAAUCCCUGCCGAAGACGAGGCUGCAAUCAAGGACGAUGCUGACGCCGUCGAAAAGCCAAAGAUCUCCACCUCCGGCCCACGCAACUCGCGCCGCGAAGAAUACCGCACCUCCAAAGGCUUGAAGCCCUUCAAGAACAAGGGCGGAAACAGCCUCUUUGACGCACACAAGUCCAAGAACGGCGGUAAACCAAAGCGAAGACGCUAG
This is a messenger RNA of Moesziomyces antarcticus, 354 nucleotides long. RefSeq lists its product as uncharacterized. Bases 1 to 354 code for a protein of 117 amino acids. Lineage: Eukaryota; Fungi; Basidiomycota; Ustilaginomycetes; Ustilaginales; Ustilaginaceae. Gene Ontology annotation, cellular component: preribosome, large subunit precursor. The record is from RefSeq and is a predicted model, not a curated record. The transcript has a single exon.